UGGGCUGCGGGAUGCGCUGCUGCAAGAUCUUCUUAGCAGGCAAGGAGGCAUAGCAGGGUCAGGCUUUUGCAGACUGACAUGCCCGGCAUCCUGGAAUGCUUAAGCAUGUGCUUUCACUGGCUGCAUGGGCACCCUGCCCGUUCCAUGCCCGGCUCCCUCCAGCCUCUCUCCAAGGCUUCCUGACAUUUAAUGCCAUGCGGCUUCGCGCAGCGUGCAGGAAUGCGAAGACCUCGAAGAUCAGGUGGGAAGAGGAGCAGCAUGCGAGUGGCGCGAAGUGGCAGCAGCUGGAGCACAGGGGACCGUACUUCGCGCCGCCCUACAAACGGCUGCCGCGGGGAGUCUGCUUCUACUACAACGGCAAGCCUAUGAAACUCAGCGCGGCGACGGAGGAGAUAGCCACGUUUUAUGCGAAGAUGCUCGAUCACGACUACACGAGAAAGGCGAUUUUCAAGAAGAAUUUUUUCUGUGACUGGACAGAGCAGAUGACGUCGGAGGAGAGGAAGAAGAUCAAGCAGCUGGACAAAUGCGACUUCAGAGAGAUUCACGAAUAUUUUGUGGAGAGACAGGAGGAACAGAAAUCUCUGUCAAAGGAGGAGAAACAGAAAUUAAAAAAGGAAGCAGAAAGAAUCCAAGAGGAAUACGGUUACUGCACGAUUGACGGGCACCGGGAGAAGAUUGGCAACUUCAAGACGGAGCCGCCGGGUCUUUUCCGAGGCCGUGGGGACCACCCAAAGAUGGGGAGGGUCAAGAAGAGGAUCAUGCCCGAAGAUGUCAUCAUAAACUGUAGCAAGGGUCCCAAGACCCCGAAACCCCCUCCCGGGCACAAAUGGAAGGAAGUUCGGUGUGACAAUAGCGUGACCUGGCUGGCGUCCUGGACGGAGAACAUUAAUGGGGCCAUAAAGUACAUAAUGUUGAACCCCAGUUCCAAGCUGAAGGGGGAGAAGGACUGGCAGAAAUACGAAAUUGCUCGCUGCUUGAAAAGGGUGGUGGGCAAGAUUCGUGCUCAGUACCGGGCGGACUGGAAAUCGAAGGAGAUGAAGAAGCGGCAGAGGUCCGUGGCCCUUUAUUUCAUCGACAAGCUGGCCCUGAGAGCGGGGAAUGAAAAGGAGGAAGGGGAGACGGCAGACACGGUGGGCUGCUGCUCCCUCCGCGUCGAGCACCUGAGGCUGCAUCCUCGGAUGGACGGGAAGCAGAACGUGGUGGAGUUUGACUUUUUGGGCAAGGACUGCAUUCGCUACUACAACCUGGUGCCCGUGGAGAAGCAGGUGUUCAAGAAUUUGCAGUUGUUCAUGGAGAACAAAGGACCCAGGGACGAUCUUUUCGACACGCUAUCUACAUCAACCAUGAACAAACAUCUCCAGGACCUGAUGGAAGGUUUGACAGCUAAGGUCUUCAGGACAUACAAUGCCUCCAUCACCCUGCAAGAACAGCUGGAUGCCCUGACGGAUGAGGAUGACAACGUGGCUUCCAAGCUCCUCUCCUACAACCGAGCCAACCGCGCGGUCGCCAUCCUUUGCAACCACCAGCGGGCAACUCCAAAAACCUUUGAGAAGUCCAUGCAAAACCUCCAGGCUAAGAUCAAUGUCAAAAGGGACCAGUUGUGCGAUGCAAAGCUGGAGCUCAAGAGGGCGAAGACAGAUUGCAGGACUAAAAGGGAUGGGAAAUCUAAAGCCGCUUUAGAAAAGAAGCUGAAGCACGUAGAGAAGUUGGAAGAGCAGCUGGAGAAGCUGGUCCUGCAAGCCACAGACAAAGAGGAGAACAAGCAGAUCGCUCUGGGCACCUCCAAGCUGAAUUACUCGGACCCGCGCAUCAGCGUGGCCUGGUGUAAAAGGUUUUGCGUGCCCAUUGAGAAGAUUUUUAACAAGACCCAGAGGGAAAAGUUUGCGUGGGCGAUAGAUAUGGCGGACGAAGAUUUUGUAUUCUGACGAGAUCCCGGCUACCUCUUGCUUGUUUUGGUGGCUUUCCCGGAAUUUCCGUGCCUUCGUUGUGACCCUGUUUCUUUUCUUUUGCAAGCAGAAAAUACAUCUCUAAAGGAA
Lacerta agilis (Sand lizard) is the source of this 2036-nucleotide messenger RNA. It is a transcript of the gene TOP1MT, whose product is annotated as DNA topoisomerase I mitochondrial. Gene Ontology annotation, molecular function: DNA topoisomerase type I (single strand cut, ATP-independent) activity; DNA binding. Gene Ontology annotation, cellular component: chromosome; mitochondrial nucleoid. The transcript is spliced from 14 exons. Lineage: Eukaryota; Metazoa; Chordata; Lepidosauria; Squamata; Lacertidae. Gene Ontology annotation, biological process: DNA replication; DNA topological change. The coding region runs from base 96 to 1925 and encodes 609 amino acids. The record is from RefSeq and is a predicted model, not a curated record.